This is a messenger RNA of Phycodurus eques (leafy seadragon), 2431 nucleotides long. RefSeq names its product FKBP prolyl isomerase 10b (gene fkbp10b). Lineage: Eukaryota; Metazoa; Chordata; Actinopteri; Syngnathiformes; Syngnathidae. Gene Ontology annotation, molecular function: peptidyl-prolyl cis-trans isomerase activity; calcium ion binding. The transcript is spliced from 10 exons. The record is from RefSeq and is a predicted model, not a curated record. Bases 215 to 1909 code for a protein of 564 amino acids.
CGCCCCCCCACUCUCCCCAAAAGUGCGACAUUCCUCCCUUCCUUCUUCCCUCGGAGCAGCUGCGGGCUUCCGAGUCAACCGGAGCGCGUCCACGUUUGCAGCUCACACAUCCGUGCGCCGAUCCGAGCUGCGAGGCCUCCAUUUUCAAUUAACAGCCCGAUUAUUAUUAUUCUAAUUAUUGUCUUCAAGUGUUGCUGCUGUUGUUGUAAGAAGAAUGUUUUCCUGUUGCAUCGUGCCCGUGCUGCUGCUGGUGCGUUGGGCGGGUUGCAACCCGAGCCCGCUCGGAGAUGUAGUCGUGGUCAGACACUUUCUCCCCCCGACGUGCACGCGGCGAGCCCAAGACGGAGAUCAGGUUCGCUAUCACUACAACGCCACUUUCGUCGACGGCAAAACUUUCGAUUCCAGCCACCAGCGAGGGGCCGCCAAGGUGGGCCUCCUCGGGGAGGGUCGCCUGAUCGCCGGCAUCGAGAAAGGUUUGCUGGGCAUGUGCGUGAACGAGCGCCGCACCGUCACCGUCCCGCCGCACCUGGCCUACGGCAGCAGCGGGGCAGGUGACGUCAUCCCUCCGGACGCCACGCUGGUCUUCGACGUCCUUCUGCUGGAUUUGUGGAACAAAGCGGACCUGGUGGUCACCAACACCAUCAGCACCCCCAAAGACUGCAAGCGCUCGGUGAUGCGCGGCGACUUCGUGCGUUACCACUACAACGGCAGCCUGCUGGACGGCGCCGCCUUUGAUUCCAGCUACGUGCGGAAGCAGACGCGCGACUCCUUGGUGGGCGAGGGCUGGCUGGUCAAGGGCAUGGAUGAGGGCCUGCUGGGCAUGUGCGUGGGGGAAAUCCGGAAUAUCGUCAUCCCGCCAUUUAAAGGCUACGGCGAAAAAGGCUCAGGCGUGGAGGUCCCCCCCCACGCCACUCUGGUGUUCGAUGUCCUGUUGGUGGACGUCCACAACCCCAAAGACAACAUCACCGUUGAGGAGCAGGUAGUGCCCGAGUCGUGCAGUCGCAAGUCCGUGGCGGGAGAUUACGUCCGCUACCACUACAACGGAACCUUCCUGAACGGCGUCACCUUCGACACCAGUUACCAGAGGAACAGCACGUACAACACUUACAUCGGGAUGGGCUACGUGAUCGCAGGGAUGGACCAGGCCCUGCUGGGGGUCUGCAUGGGCGAGCGAAGGAGGGUCAUCAUCCCGCCGCAUCUGGCGUACGGACAAGGCGGAGCAGGCAACGUGAUCCCGCCGUCCGCCGUGCUCGUCUUUGACAUCCACGUCAUCGACUUCCACAACCCGAGCGACAAAGUGGACGUACAGAUCCUCCACCGGCCGCAAGCGUGCAACGAGACCACCGAGGAGGACGAUCUGGUCCACUACCACUACAACUGCACCCUGGUGGACGGGACGCGCCUCUUCUCCUCACACGACUACGAGAACCUCCAGGACGCGGUGCUGGGCUCGGACAAGGUGAUCGACGGGCUGGACCGGGCCUUGCGGGGCAUGUGCGAGGGCGAGAUGCGGCUGGUCACCAUACCGCCUCACUUGGGUCACGGAGAAAAAGGAGCCCCGGGCGUGCCGAGCAGCGCCGUGCUGGUGUUCGACAUCGAGAUGGUGCGCUUGCAAAAGGGCGUGCCGCCGGGUUACCUGUUCGUGUGGCUGCAGGACACGCCCGAAGAUCUGUUCCAGGCCAUGGACGUCAACAAGGACGCGGUCGUGCCCGAGGAAGAGUUCGCCGACUUUAUCAAGCUUCAGGUGUCUGAGGGCAAAGGUCGCCUGAGGCCCGGGACGGCCGCGGAUCAGGUGAUCGCCGACAUGUUCGCCAACCAGGACCGCAACAAGGACGGACGCAUCACGGCCGAAGAGCUCAAGCUGAAGGUGGACGAGGACAAGGAGCGGGCGGAGCACGACGAGCUGUGAUCGAUCGGUCGGUCGGCCGCCGUCGUCGCCUUUCCUGUUGUUGUUGUCUCAGGGACAAACGUCAACACUUUAAGGACACAUUCACAAUAGACUGUUUUUUCUUGUUUUUGUAAUGUUUGUCUUAUUCUGUGUUUGUACGGCUUCUUUUUUUGGGGGGCGGAAGGGGGACGAGACAAACAAGCACCCUGAAAGUCACGUGAUUUGAAAUGUCAUUUUACAGCCACACUUUAAACUUCAAAUAAUACUGCAAUGUCUCAUUGGUAUUAAACAUAACACACACAAAAAAGUGUCCAUCUCAAUGUGGCAUUACAAUCAAUAAGGUUGCACUGACCAAAGCAACACGCUUUUGUUUUUGUGUUAGAAGUGUUUAAAAAUAUAUAUAUAGAUAUAUAUAUAUUUUUUUUUAGAUGCAUAGUUUUAAAUUAUGAACAUGAGACUACAAGACUCCUUAGUGCUCUGUUUUCCAUAGUUGUUUUUUUUAAAAUACAAAUGAAAUUCAAGUUUGCAAUAAAUGGCAACUGU